AUGGCUGGACUGACUGUGGUAUUUAUUAUGUCAAACCAUAUAUUUGUGAUGAUUUCAUCCAUUCUUUUGCAAUUUUUUGAUGACUGGACAGAAAUGGACAAUGUUGAAGUUACCGCUGCAAGUGGAAACUCCGGGAAAAGUGGGGUCAUUGUAUGGACCACUUCCAUGACCAACAGUAUGCUAGGUUUUUUGGCUGACCUUGUUGCUAAAGGGAAGAGAACUUCUAGUGGAUUCAGGGAGACACAUCUCAAACAAUGUGCUGCUGUUUUGAACAAGCAAUUCAAGCUAACUAUCACCUCUGAUCAAGUUAGAAACCAUCUCAAGAAGUGGAGGAAGAUUUGGGUCAGGGUUGUCAAUUUGAAGAAUUUAAGUGGAGCUCUAUGGGAUGAAGAUACUUGCACAAUUAGGCUCAGCGAUGAGCACUAUGCAGGUCAUUGUAUGACCCACAAACCUGAUGCUCCCUUCUUGAAUAACCCAAUUGAACACUAUCAUGCUAUGGCGACCAUUUUUGGAACAACCGGGGCUAAAGGGAUGAAUGCAAGGUCUGGAAAUGAUCUCCUUUCUAUUGGCGUCGAUGAUAAGGAGAAUGGUGAGGUGAAUGGUGAGAUCAACACGUCACCGCAAGUUGGUGAGUCUUCUGACCCCAAAGGACCACCAAAAAAGAAGGCCAAGGUGGUGAAAGUUCUAGAGGAUCCACUAGGUGCCAUUCUCAAAGAUGGAUUUAAACUUGUGGCUGAAGCUCUUGUGAAAUCUGGUGGAGAUGAUGAUGAUAUAUCCGAUGACCUUUGGGAUGUAAUCUCUUGUUUGAAAUAA
Triticum urartu is the source of this 813-nucleotide messenger RNA. The record is from RefSeq and is a predicted model, not a curated record. NCBI's taxonomy places the organism in Eukaryota, Viridiplantae, Streptophyta, Magnoliopsida, Poales, Poaceae.